This is a messenger RNA of Cyprinus carpio (common carp), 4771 nucleotides long. RefSeq names its product signal transducer and activator of transcription 2. Gene Ontology annotation, molecular function: DNA-binding transcription factor activity, RNA polymerase II-specific; RNA polymerase II cis-regulatory region sequence-specific DNA binding. The record is from RefSeq and is a predicted model, not a curated record. Lineage: Eukaryota; Metazoa; Chordata; Actinopteri; Cypriniformes; Cyprinidae. Gene Ontology annotation, biological process: cell surface receptor signaling pathway via JAK-STAT; regulation of cell population proliferation; regulation of transcription by RNA polymerase II.
UUCCGGAACAGAGGGGGCGGUAAUGCUCCAUUAAGUUGGAUGCCAACCGCCGGUGAAAAAGAAAGAAGAAGAAGAAGAAGAAGAAGAAGGCACAGCAGAGGGGGGUUAAGUAAAGAGCCGUCGGAUUCCUCAGAAGCGCUAGUCAUGUUACUAGUCAGCUGAUGUUCAGUUCAGUACUGUGUGUCGUCGACUUUCUUGAAUGUCUGCAGAAGGCACUCUGCAAAACUGAGGUUUGACGAUUAAUUCUUCAAAAGUGCAGACGAUUGUUUCAGAAUGACACAGUGGGAGCGAUUGCAGCAGCUGGAUACAGUGUAUUCACAGAGGGCUUUUGAUCUGUAUAAUGGAGAUGAAUUCCCAAUGGAUGUGAGACAUUACCUGGCACAUUGGAUCGAGGGCCAGGACUGGGAACGUGCUUCUCGGGACUCUUCCCAAGCUGCAUUCCUGUUUCAGGUGCUUUUAGAGAAUCUGGACAACCAGUUCAGUCGUUUUGCGCAAGAGAGAGACAGUUUCCUACUGCAGCGUAAUUUCAGACGCUACAAACAAAACUUUCAGAAAUACCAAGAGGAACCCUAUACUCUUGCUACUAUUAUCAACUGGUUCCUGGUGAAGGAGAAAGGGAUCUUAAAUGAUGCAGAGCUUGCACAGCAAGUGCAGACGUUGCAGGUUCAGCCAGCUGCAAUGGAGUUGGAGAGCCAGAGACAAGUUGAAAAGAGGUUAAAAGACCUUAAGACCAAAGUAGAGGUGAUGGAGCACAGCAUAAGGUGUUUGGAGGAGCAGCAGGAUGAGUUUGAUUUUAAAUAUCAGACACACCGAAUGGACUCUUGCACAGCAGAAGAGAAGAAAAAGCAAUUAGAAGGGCUUCAGAAGAUGCUCAAUGCAGUCGAUAACUGCAGAAGGAACUUCCUGUCUGAUAUCUCGGCUAUAUUGAAUGCUGCUGAUGUUCUGUGCUCAGCACUCAUAGAUGAGGAACUGGUGGAGUGGAAGCGGAGACAACAGAAGUCCUGCAUUGGUGCUCCUGAUGAUACAAGUCUGGAACACUUAGAGAAAUGGUUCACUCAAAUUAUAGAGUGCAUGUUCCAGCUGCAGAUGUUCUUACAGAAGCUUGAUGAGCUGGUAGGAAAGAUGACCUACGAAAAUGACCCCAUCCCAGUCCAAAAACCCCCUUUACAGAGUAGAGUGGACACUCUACUGACCCAUCUGAUAAAAAGCUCAUUUGUUGUAGAGAAUCAGCCAUCCAUGCCGCAAGGUCGAGGCCUCCUGGUGCUGCGCACAAAUGUUCAGUUCUCAGUCAAAGUCAGAUUGUUAUAUAAAGUUCCUGAACUCAACCAUGUUAUGAAGGUGACUGUUUCUGUUAACAAUGCUACUUCACAACUGAAAGGGUUUCGGAAAUUUAAUGUGCUGGGUACCUUGAGUAAAGCCCUUAACAUGGCUGAGAGUAUGAAUGGGGGCAUGGUUGCUGAUUUCAGACAUUUGACUUUAAAAGACCGGAAAGUUGGUGGUGGAGGAAAAGGAAUUAAUGAUCUCUCAUUGAGUGUUACUGAAGAGCUCCACAGAAUAACCUUUCAGACCCAGUUUGACUAUCAAGGCCUGUCUGUCCCUUUGGAGACCUCUUCUCUUCCUGUUGUGGUGAUUUCAAACUCCAGUCAGCAGCAGAGCGCUUGGGCGUCUGUUCUGUGGUUCAACAUGCUCUGUCCAGAUCCCGAGAAUGUCAAGUUUUUUGAAACCUCUCCUGCAGCCACUUGGCCACAGUUUGGGGAAAUGCUAAGUUGGCAGUUUCUCUCCUGUGGGAAACGUUGUCUACACAAUGACCAGCUGGAGACACUUGCCAUCAAGCUCUUUGGUAAACAACAGAGCUAUGACAACUGUAAGAUAUCCUGGACCAAGUUCAGUAAGGAGAAUCUCCCUGAUACAAACUUCACCUUGUGGGUGUGGCUGGAUGGCAUUCUAAACCUGGUUAAACUCUACCUGUCAGACCUGUGGAGUGAUGGGUCUAUAAUGGGUUUUGUCAGCAAGGGGAAGGAAAGACUUUUAUUGAAGAAGAAGCAGAACGGCACUUUCCUGUUGCGUUUUAGCGAAAGCAUCAAAGAUGGAGGAAUCACGUUCAGCUGGGUGCAGUACGCUAAUGAUGGCACUCCGAGUGUGCAUACAGUGAAACCAUUCACCAGUACUGACCUAAAGCAGAUUGCUUUACCUGAUAUCCUCUGCAACCUAAUAAUCAUAGCAGAAAAAAAUAUUCCAGUUAACCCACUGUGUUACCUUUACCCAAACACUCCCAAAGACCAGGCCUUCGGCAAAUACUACAGUGAAAAGACUGAAGAGGAGAAUCCUUACCUGAAGUAUCUCAAAACCAAACUGGUUUUUGUCUCUAAAGAGAAUAGCUGUUCUGGCGUCAGAGAGGGGCCAGAGUCUGACCUGUGCACACAGGACAGAGACCCUCCUUCCAUUUCUGAUGCGGGUGAUGAGGAUGUGUUGCUCAGAGAGUCCGAGAAGUCUCCAAUGCUCUCCAGCUCUACCACUGAUGCUGAUAUUCUUAACAGUAUGUUGGACAUUGAUGGCGAGAGCACUGUUCCAAAACCAUUUCCUGCAACCUCUCCCCACAUUUCACUAUCAUGCCUCCACCAAAACUUUCCAGAAAGUGCCGGGGAUAACCUUGAAGAAGCCCACUUUACCGACACAUUUCAAGAGUUUUUCAAUGAAAUAAACUUUCAAAUACAGCAGGAGGAGCAAGAUGACGUCAUCCUUGAUCUUGGUUUUUAAGAUCUUGGCAAUCCCAACAUACCACUGACCCCCUGAAUUUGAUCCAUUUAACACAAACCCAUGAUCCAUGUGGUUAGCUAAAACUCAAGCCGUAUAAUGCUUUCCGUAGCUCUGAUUUGUUGUAAAUAAGUAUCAAGUAGAGAGGCAUAAUACAGGACAGGUCAUUACUUCAUUUUCAGUACUGAUUUUAUUAUUACUUUAUCCAUUUAGAGUUUAUAUCUGAAUGUCUACUCAUCCAAUCAUCUGUUACUUAUGUCUAUUCAAUUUUAAGGGAGUAAAGCCUUUGACAAGGAUGAGUGAGGUCUUAGUCUUAUUCGUAAGCUGCUAGUAAAUAUUUGUCCCUAUAAAAAUAAGCUGGAAAGAAAAAGUUUCAUUGAAAUUAAUUCAAACAAUAUAGAGCUCCUUAGCAAUGAAAAUGAGUGGAGAUUAGAGUUUGGAUGACUUUAUAAAAAAAAAAAAAAAAAAAGAUUUCUGCCAUUUAACCUAAGUAAAGAUCAUGCUUUUAUGGUCCAAGUAUAUGAUCAGCAGAACAGUUUGUAUUCUAUUCUAAUUAACUGGGCCUUACUGGGGAGAUAAUUUGGUAAGUGAAAGUAAUAAACUUUAUUAAUGUGUCAAACACCUUUAGUAAUGUGAAUUUGGCAUUAGCUUUGAGCUAAUGGUUUUAAAAGCAUCUUAACAGCAAAGCCAUUUCUUUGCAUGAAUCUAUGACUAUAUAACUAAUUCUCCAUCUACAUAGUGCAAAAGUUCUAAAAAUUGAAAAAUGUAUUUUCAAUAGAAAAAAAUGAAUUACAGUACAUUAAAACAGAUGCAGAGCUUGGUUUAAAUCACUUAAUUUGACAUUUAAAGGCACCAAUGUUGAUGAUGCUUUUAAAGUAGUCUUUGACUCUAGGAUUUGAGGCACCCUCACUUUUAUUAUCAAUUUUUUUUUUUAUUUUGUAUAACCACUAUUGAGACUGUAGAAAAGUUCCUGAAUGCAUUGCUUUUGAGUCAUCUGGAUUUUUUUUACUUGUAGUUAAUAGUGAUUUGAUGGGUUUAUUGAAAGCCAUCAAAUCACUUUUUUGAUAGUGUGCAUUUGCCGGGUACUCUAUAUGUGCUUACAUUGAGUACAGUGUAUCGAAAAGUCCAAGAAAAGACAUUACGAUCCUGAAUGUCAUAGUCUUGAAUGUUGUAAGGGAAGGGAAUGUGGAAAUAUCCCAACACAGAAGAGUUUCAUCUUCAUCGGUUUUCAAAAAUAGAUAGACCACUGUGCUUAUUAUAGUAUGCGGUACAUGGCAAUACUACUGUGUUGAGGCUUUCUAGGAAAUUGUGUCCACUGCCAACCUUAGUGAUAAAAAUGAUAAUUUCCAUUUUUAUAGAAGUUAAUCACAGUAUCUGCCUAAUCAAAUCUGUAAUUAGGCAGAUACUGUGAUUAACUAAUUUAAAAAUGGAAAUAAUCAUUUUGACACUUUCAUCUUCUAGAAUUUUGAAAGCUGAAUUUAGUUCAAAUGUUCUAUUAUCCCAGUUGAAGGCAGAGCUUUAUCUGGCUGGUGAAAAUACUUGAUAAUAUUGGUUUUAGAUGUUAACAUCUUUUAAACAAAAUGAAAUCGAAUCAGACUGAUUGUAUGGUUACUCUGACAGUAAUACUGUGAUUUCUGUUGACAGAAAAAGGCACUUGAGUGAGUUGUUGUGUAACAAUAGAUAAAUCUGUCAUAAUGCCAUUCUAAAUGAAAACCAAGAUACCUACCUGAUCUGGCAAAAUGUUUUAUACAGUCCCAUAAUAGAGUGGUGAGAUGUUGUGUUAACAAGUUAAAACCAGUUAAGUUACCAAGACCAUAUCUGUACCCUUACUCAGGGAAAAAAUUGGAUUUGUCCCAUGUUCCAUUGUACACAUGCCUUUUAUAUAGACAAACAGAAUUUGGAAUUGGUGUGACAUAUAAUAGCUAACUGUGGCCAUUCUGAAUUCCUUGAACAUGAUACCCAGAAUUUUUUACCUGAUGAUCUUAAAUAUCUAAAUACAGUAUAACCUUAGCUUUGA